GGAGACAGUAUAGUGAAAGCAACGACGAACAUGAUAUCAGCGAUGAUCCAAACAAUGAUAGUUACAUUGAGAUCACGGAAGAUAAUGUCGACACCACCAAAGAAGACAAUAAUGAAAGACAAAAAAAUUUUGAUUGGUCGAGUGACACUACCAAUAUUGAAAAAAAUACAUUUAGUGCACCUGCAAUGGCAUCCCGAAAAAAAAAGAAAAAGCCGACAGAUGAAAAUGAAAUACGUGCGUCCCAGGCAUAUGAGUAUUUAAUGCAAAAACAAAAAGAGAGCCAAAAGAAAAUGGAGAAGGACGAAUAUGAUAUUUAUGGUGCUUUAGUAGCAACAAAACUCCGAAAAAUAGACGAAAUAACUCGUCAGUAUGUGAUGAAUGAAAUAGAUAAUUUGAUGUUUAGAGCAAUAAUUCAUGCAAAGCACCAGUCACAAAAAUCUACAACCACAUCCAUCUCAAAAUACCUCAUUAAAUUAUGUACAACAACCUUAUACAUUUCCAUCUCAAUUCCAAACAUUCAACUAUAUAAAACAACCAUUUAUAUCGCCAUCUCAAUGCUCAACGUUUAGUCACACAUCACAACCAUCUCCAUCCAAUUCCUCAACACCCAGUCGUUCAUCACAAGUAUCUCCACCACAAGCACCACUCAAUAACUCAACAGAGGCAUCAACAAAAGUAGUUCCAACAUUAAAUUAUGUACAACAGCCAUAUUCAUUGUCAUCUCAAAAUACAUCAAAAUUAAAUUGUGUACAACAACCAUUUCCUUCACCAUCUCAAAAUACAACGUUAAAUAAUUUACAAAAACCAUAUGCAUUGUCUUCUCAAAAUACUACAACAUUAAAUUAUGUACAACAACCAUUUCCUUCGCCAGCUCAAUACUCAAUGUCCAGUCAUUCAUCGAAGCCAUCAUCUCCAUCAAAUUCCUCAACUCCCAGUCGUCCAUCACUAAUAUCUCCACCACUCAACAACUCAACAGAGGCGUCAACUGAAGUUAUUGAAGGGACA
Myzus persicae (green peach aphid) is the source of this 1005-nucleotide messenger RNA. RefSeq lists its product as uncharacterized. The record is from RefSeq and is a predicted model, not a curated record. The annotation marks the transcript as partial. NCBI's taxonomy places the organism in Eukaryota, Metazoa, Arthropoda, Insecta, Hemiptera, Aphididae. The transcript has a single exon.